This is a messenger RNA of Mercurialis annua (annual mercury), 570 nucleotides long. RefSeq lists its product as uncharacterized. The record is from RefSeq and is a predicted model, not a curated record. Lineage: Eukaryota; Viridiplantae; Streptophyta; Magnoliopsida; Malpighiales; Euphorbiaceae. The coding region runs from base 112 to 435 and encodes 107 amino acids. The transcript has 2 exons.
GCAAAUCCUAUUCAAUUUCAAAUUUGAUCUCAGAAAAUAGGAAAAAGAACAAAAUCAAAAUAACCAGUUAAUGAAUUGCUUUUGGAUGAUGAUAAACGCAAACAGUAUGGUAUGGAUCACAGGGUCAAUCCUAUGAAGGCCUCACAAGCAUGGAUUAAGAAGCGAAAAGCUUUUGAUCAACGAGGUGAUAUGGCUAUUGCUGCUUGGGCUGAGCAGCAGCAGCUUGAGAUGAAUCUUCGUGUUCGCCGUCUUACUCGUUCAAAGGUAUCAUUUAUCAUCAUCUCAAUGGACAGUACACUUAAGCGAUAUACACUAGUCUUGAAGAAAAGAGACUUGAUGCGAAAGAAAGCAGGGGAAGAGAAGAAAAAGAUUAUUACUCAGCUUUUGGCUGCCGAGGGGCUUGAGCUGGACAUCGACGACGAUGAAACUCUGUAGAAAGAUAGUUUAGCUCAUUACUCUCCUGUACAUCAUACAACAUUACAGAAUGAAAUGCAUAUUCUAUUUGUGGAAUAGGUAAGUGUACAUAUGACUAAUCGUGAAGGAAUUAAUGAGAAUUGCCAUUAAGAGCCA